AUGUCAGUCAAUAAAAAUAUAAGUAGGUCUACUAAACGUAGACGAUUUUUGGAGGAUCUGGAAAUGGUUGAUUAUUUGUAUGACAAUGAUAAAAAUGUAGAAUGUGAAUUACAACCAAGUACAUCAUAUGAAGUAGAUUAUAAUUUAGCCAAUGAAAAUACAAAUUUCUCAGCAUCAAAUGCCAAUAAUCCAUUUUCUGACAUAAAAUUACCUGGUAGUCCAAUCUCAUGUGAUGGGUUUUCAAUUAAUUCUUUAAAUGAAGCAGAUAAUGAAUUUGAAAAUAAUUUAUUUUCUUCAGAUUCUGAUUUUGACGAGGAUUUUGAUACCAAUGAUCAACUUAAAAUUAGUGGUUCGUUUGAUAUGUUUGAGGACAAAGAUUGUAUUUUAAAACCAUUAGCGAAAUGGGCAGUGACUUAUAAUAUCACUCUUAUUUCUUUGUCUUCAUUACUAAAAGUAUUAAAAGGUCAUAAAUGUUUUAAAGAUAUCCCACUUGAUGCUAGAACUGUGUUAAAAACAAAUAAACCUAAUCAAUGUAAUGAUAUUCAAAUUGUGUCACCUGGCUUAUAUUAUCAUUUUGGGGUUGCUAAUGGCUUAAAUUGUCUUGGUGAUAUGCUAAUGAAUUUUGAUGAUGUUAUUAAAAUUGUAAUAGGAAUUGACGGAUUACCCCUUACAAAAAGUUCCUCAAGCACAUUUUGGCCAAUUUUAGGAUAUGCUCGAUACCCAGCUAUUAAUUCUUAUAGUCAACAUAAUAUAAUAUUUAUAAUAGGGUUGUACUGGGGAAGAGAAAAACCUCAAUCUUGUAAUGAUUAUUUAAAAUAUUUGGUGUCUGAACUUAAAGAUUUGUAUACAAAUGGCAUGCAAACAAAGUUUGGUAAAAAAAUUGUGAUAGUUGAUACUUUUUGUUGUGACUGCCCUGCUAAGAGUUUCAUUUUAUCUGUAAAAGGUCACGCUGGAUAUUCAUCCUGUAUAAGAUGUAGAAUAGAAGGAGAACGUAUAAACAAUACAACAUGUUUUUUGGGAACCAACUUUUCUAAAAGAACUCAUUCAGAUUUCUUAAAUCGUGUGGAUGAUGAUCACCAUAUCACUUCUACUGUUUCUAUACUUACAGAAAUACCAGGUAUAAAUAUAGUUGAAGAUUUUAGUCUUGACUAUAUGCAUUUGGUAUGUUUAGGGGUUAUGAAAAAAAUGCUAUUACUCUGGUUAGGUGUAUCAAAAAAUGCUCCUGUCAAUGUCCGUAUUCCAAGUCGAAGUGUAAACAGUAUUUCAAAUCAUUUAUUGUUAUUAAAUACGUUUGUACCUAGUGAUUUUUCAAGAAAAUGUAGAGGGUUAAAUGAAAUUUGCCGGUUUAAAGCAACUGAGUUUAGAUUAUUUUUAUUAUAUACAGGACCUGUGGUCUUAAAAGAUAUUUUAAAUAAUGAAUGUUAUUUUCAUUUUUUGUGUUUACACAUCAGUUUUAGAGUUCUCUUAUGUCCUGGUAGUUCUGAAAAGUUAGUGAAUUUCAGUGAAAAACUAAUUAAAUAUUUUGUUGAAAAUUUUAGUGAAAUAUAUGGUCCUCAGUUUAUUUCUCAUAAUGUGCAUGGAUUAUUGCACAUAGUUGAUGAUUAUAGAAAAUUUAAAUCGCUUGAAGAGUGUUCAUGUUUUCCUUUCGAGAAUUACAUGAAAGUUUUAAAAAAAAUGGUCCGGAAGCACGAAAAACCACUUGAACAAGUUAUUAACCGCUAUCAUGAAUCUUUAUUAUUUAACCAACCAAUUGUUUUGAAAUCUCAAAAAAAAAUUAUUUAUAAAAAACCUUACAGUUAUGGACCUUCAGUAUUUGAGCACUUAACCGUUCCACAUUUCCAGAUAGUUUUUAAAAAUAAUAUUAAAAUAAAUAUUAAGUCUUCAUCCGACAGCUAUAUUGGGUUCACAGAUGAAACAGGUCUUAAAAUUGUUAAGGUUUUUAAUAUAUGUCGUGAUUCUAUGACAGAAAAAUAUGUUUUUGUAGUUAAGCAUUUUGAAACUAUUGGCAUUUUUUUUGAUAAACCCAUCAGUAGUCUUAAAUUAGGUAUUGCUGUGGUAAAAAAUUUAUCAGAAUUUUAUUCCACCAUAGACAUUGAGAAUACUGAAUUUGUAAAAUAUAUGAUAUUGUCUAGUAAUAGUAAUUUAAAUGUUGCAUAUCCUAUUUUACAUUUAUUUAAUUUUUGA
Molecule: messenger RNA, 2184 nt
Organism: Macrosiphum euphorbiae (potato aphid)
Lineage: Eukaryota; Metazoa; Arthropoda; Insecta; Hemiptera; Aphididae
Source: the annotation of a GenBank genome assembly